Molecule: messenger RNA, 7463 nt
Organism: Durusdinium trenchii
Lineage: Eukaryota; Dinophyceae; Suessiales; Symbiodiniaceae
Source: the annotation of a GenBank genome assembly
GGGACACCUGUGGCUGCUUUUCCUUCGACAGAUUUCGGAGUUGGAAGUCAUCGAUGUUCAGCGCAACAAAGUGCUGCUGCACCACAGAAGGGCGGACAAACCAGAACAUGUCUCCAUUUUGAGCAAGAACCACUCAGAUGAGAAGGAGCGUAGCUACUGCUAUGAUGUUUGUCACAAUGGAGAUGUUUCCGUAGCUUUGCCACAAAGAAUGGAUGGCUGCCCACAGGUUGGCCGCAUUUUCAGCCGGCUUCCUUUGUCUGAUGUCCUUUCAGGAAUGCCUGCGCAUUUGUCAGCGCUGUUUUGGACAAGCACAGACCGAAGAACGUUGGUUUUGGAUGCGGCCAAAGACCAAGGUCACUGGGCGAGCGAGAACCGAAGCCUGCUUCAGAUGGCCUGCGAGUGCUUGAUUUCAUUGUUGGCAAAGAAGUCAGGGGUUCAAAGGUCAACUUUGUUGCACUUUUUCCCGACUGCAGAUCAACCUGGUUUGGCUGCCAAGCUCCUGCAUGAGCUUUUCUUUCGAGGAGUUGCCCAAAGAUGUAGGUCUUUGGAGUCUGAACAGGUGCUCUAUACAGUGGCUGGUAAACCUGCCACCAAACUGCCCAUUUUGCUUAGUCUCCACAAAGAAGUUCCCGAGGCUUUGCAGAAGCUAGAGGCUCCGGUUGUUGUGGUGAACGAAGUGGCGUUGCAGGGAUUGCUCCAGGCGGAUGGGUCUGCGCUUUUAGAGUUGACCCCGCAAUCCCUCCGGGCGUGGCUCAGAAAAAUGGACCCCACGCUUCACCAGUUUUGUGAUCCUGAGAUCCUCCUGUACGCCAUCGGUGAUGGAGCUCGCAAGUCCCAGCAGGGCCUGUACGGGGAGGACUUGGAUGGAUGCCCCCUGGCAUUGACGGCAGAUGGCAGUGUGCAUUGCUUCUCAGCUGCUACGACUUGGUUUGCGUGUUGCAGGAAUGAGGAUGACUGGGACUUGGCUCGACACCUCCCAGGUCAUAGGACCCUCAAGAAUGUAAUGAGGGCAAGUCAGGUACUUCUCCAACAUCCACAGGUUCGAGAAGUUGAUUUCGAGGCUGUGGCAGAGCUGGGUGUCCAUGCUUCAGGUGAAGCUUGGGCGGGUGCAUUUUGGCGAUGGUACCGAAGGAGAUGUUUGCAUAGGCCGGAGAUGAAGCUGGACCCAGCUCCACAUCUCCUGGACCAGUUGCAGGUGCUUUGGCACCAAGAAGCAGAUGGAUCCAUCCGACUGCAUCCACUCCAUCAGCGCCACCGAGCUUUGAGCUGCAGGGAUCUGAGGGCGCCAAUCGUCAAGUGCCUAAGAGCUUGCCACGUUUUGAUCGUCCUUGAUUGCGAUUGUCCCCCUGUUCAUGAUCCCAAUGCUUUGGCCCAUGCCCUCUGCUGGGCACGGAAGCAUCAUGGUCCGGCAGACUUUCGGAUGAGCUGCGAGGACCAAGGCUGGCGUGACCUGCUCGAGGCUUUGAUCCGAUCGCAGGUGCCAGAAGCAUCGGAGAUCGCCAAGGCCUUGCCGCUCUUCCGCAACUGGCAGAAGCAGUUGGUAACUCCAAGCCUUCAGCUGUUUCCCUUGAGUGUGUCAGAUCGGUUUCGCAAGGCGGUGUCCACUCUGUCAUUUGACCUGUUGUCCGAGAAUGACGGCCACAUCGUCCAGUUUCUUCGGAAACUGGAGGUGGUGGAGAUGGAGCCAGAAGAAGUGGCUAGGCAGGCCCUGGCUCAGAACAAAAGGGUUGAGUUCAUAGCAGAGGUCUUGUGUGCCAACUUGGAAAGCGUUCUGGCCAACAUGCCAAUCUUUCCUGUUGCCCAGCACGAGGAGCUUCUGCCAAUUGAUCAAUGCCUGCUGUGGGAUGCUGAAAAGGACUUCAAAUGCUUGACCAGGCGGCUGCGUGAAGAUGCUCGGGUCUUUGAACAGCAUUCUCACAAGCUUCUGGCCCUUGGAUGCCGGCAGCAACUGGACCUCAUGGAUGCGAUAGAAAUCGCAAAGUCUGCAGCCCACUCGAAAGAUUCGUCGUUGUCCCAGAACUUGCUCCAGAGGUUGACUCAGCUGGAAUAUCUAUGCACAGAGCCAUCAGAGCUUCAGGAGAUUCCAUGGCUUUUGUCUUCCACAUCCAAGGAGGGCAGAGAGGUUCUUUUGCCACCAAAAGACGUCUUCCAUGUUUCGGCAAAGGCUUUGGUGGGGCUUGUGAGGCCCAUCGCCUGUGGACCAGCUGAGACCUUGAAGCUACUUGGAGUAAAGAUGGAACAUGAUGUGGAUGAUCCCAUACUUCUGGAACAGCUCAAGGCUUUGACGUUGGUAGCGAAACAUCGACGUGUACAGGCGCUUGAGUGUCAAGCAGUUUACUUUCGCUUGCAUCAGGCUCCAGACUUUGAGUCGUGGAUUUGGACAGAACAUGGCUUUGCUCCACUGGAUGAUGUGUCGAAGGACCCUCAAGCAACUUCACUUUCGCCUUACAUGCAUACAUUGAUGCAUGACUGGUUGGAAUAUCCCAUCUUCUACGAGAUGAGGGAGAGGCUUUGCGUCGCCAAGCUGCUUCAAUUAUUACAGAAACUGAAGCUCUUGCAAGGAACUUCAGCUGAGGCAGAGUUAUCGAUCCUGGGUGGUGUGUGGACAUCUGUGACUCAGUUCUUUACCGGAGAGAACCAGGAGGAGAAACAAAAACGCAACUUGGAUGUGGCUUGCAACAUUCUGAAGUUGUUGCACGAGAGGAUUGGAGAGAUUCGAUCCAAACAAGAUCUUUGGAUUCCUGCACGGGACGGAGUUCUACGACAAGCCGGUGAGCUGUUCGUGCAUGAUAUGCCCUGGACCUCGCUACAUCCCGACGGGUUUCAUCUUCUUCACCGAAAUGUCCCAGAAGGCAUUGCCCGCGACUUUGGGGUCGAACCGAACAGCCUGUUGAUGCUGAGGAUGUUGAGAAAGGAUCCAUCAGGCCUUGAGGCAACAGACCCUGACCUGGACAUGCAACGACUGCGAACUUUCCAGAGCGAGCACAAGCAGAGCCAGGAGAGGCAGGAGAAGUCCCUUGCUGCCGUCUUGGAACUAUUCCUCGAAAUGGCAAACUCCGCAGGGGCUUCAAAGGUGCGCUUCACGUUGGAUUGGAGGCUGCACGAGGAUAAGUCCCUCCUGACAAAAAACAUGGAGAGGCUGCAAGGUCCGGCAAUACACGUUGUUUUUGAUGCAGCUCUGGGAAAGAAAGAGUGGAAAGGCUUGAGGAAUCUGGAGAGAAAGUGGGCACAACUCUUCGCCUUUUCGGAUGUGAUCUCUGUUGUGAGCAGAGAAACUGCAGUUUUCCUCGACCCAUUCCAGAUCUACCUGAAAGGCUUGCUGGAACAUUCGGAUGCAUUUUGGCUGGCUUUGUCUUCGAAGGAUUUGAGCAAAAAAUGGCCUGACCAAUUCAAACCCUUUGAGGCAGGACUUGAGAAUCUCUUCUCGGGUGAAACAAAAGCGACUGUGGUGCGCUUGCCUUUGAGAGAUGCUUUCGGUAAGUCUAUGGUGGAGCUCGAGAAGUUCAAACAUUUCCUUCACGCAGAAGUGAAGAGUGUCACUUCCUAUGAGAACUGGCUUCUUUUCACUGAGAAAAGGUUGAAGAAGAUUCUGAUCCACGAGAUUUCUGACAAAGAAUCUUCAAACAUCAAUCCUCGCUUUGAUGAUCUUUAUAUCCUAUCCAGUGAAGUGGUGGCUCAGGAGUCACAUGUGAGCGACGCUCUCAGUCAGCCUGGAAUCACCAGCCAAAUCGAGAAGCGUUUCUUGCAGCUUGGGACGAGCAAGACUGAGUGGCUGGUUGGCUGGCGAAACUCAGUGGCAGUUGCUUGCCAGCGGGGCAAGCAUGACCCGAUUGCACCCAGUGUAGGCACAACUGCUCGCUUGAGGGCUCAGAAUCCAGAAGUCUUUCCGGGUGCUCAUGUCUUUGGGCUGGAGCCACUGCAGCUACAACACAUGGCGACUGGGAACGCGAGCCACGAAGAGAUUGAGCAGUUGGCCGAUCUUGCCGUGGACCUUGUACUCCAUGUUUGGGCAACGGAGCAUCGCUUUCUGGGAGAUCUCCUUCCUGUAGAGCAGCCACCGCACCAUCAUUCAGGAGUUGCCAGGUGUUUCUCCAAGGCUUUGAUCAACCGCUUCAAUGUUCAGGGCUACAAGAUCGACAAAUGCCACUCAGCACCCUGCCCAGAGAUGUUUAUAGUUGAUCCUGCGUUUCAGGGCUGGCUGGCAUCAGAGCUCCAAGUUGUGGUACUACCACAGAAGUUGAGAGCGCUCUUUACCCAAGCAGCCAGUUUGAACAUCAGACACCCACCUGUUGCUCAUGUCCUGCAAGGCUUUGCUCGGCUUCCUCCGAGGCAUGCACAUAUUGCUUGCAGAUGGCUCUUUCAAGGCUUUCCGGACGCCAAACAGAUCUUGGCAAGCUCGUUUCGAGGGUCGGUGUAUCUUCUGCAAAGGGAGGACUCAAAGUACGACAACUUCGAGGGCUGGACCUGGUACUUCGAUGAAGUUGAGAAGAACAAGGAAAACUUUUGGCGCAAACUGAUCCAUUCACCGGAACCUGCCCACAAUGUGGUCAAACCCAGUGAGCUUGCCAAGAAGCAUUUUGAUCAGUCCUUGGGAGUACUUGACCCACGGAAGAUUGAAGAUUUGGCCAAAUGUCCCACUGAUGUGAAUAUGCCAUACUUUUGGCGGCUGUUCAAAGAAACGGCUUAUGAAAAGCAAGAGCAUCAGCUGGGACUUUUGAAAGGGAAAUUCAAUGUUCAAGUCCUUCACCUUGGUCGAAGAACAUCUGUUCUGCUCGAGGAGCAUUGCGCCCUCAAAGACAACGUCCCUUCCGCUGAGGCUUUGGUGGCCAUUGGUUGCUACAUCGCAGUCGAUCCGGUGCCGGCGCCCUUUGCUGGGAACAAGCCCUUGGACGUUGCAAAGCACUUGCAAGUCCUCCGGGCCAAGAGCGUCCUUAAGGUGGAGAACGCGGAAGCUCGACACAAGGAUGCGCUGUGCAAGCGCUUCUUGGAUGAUUCGAUGGAGGAAGCGGUGCUGAAGGUGUUUGUGGACCUGCCGAUUGUCAAGGGAGAGAGCGCGUAUUUGACCUUGCGUCAAUUUUGCACCGUGCAGAGCAGCAGGCUGGCCAAUGCUUGCCGAAGUUCCGGCCUGCAGGUCUUGGAUUCAGAUGAUGUCCGAUGCAAAGCUCUCAAGAAGGUUCUUCCGCAAGCUGAAGUCCUUCCAGGCAACCUUCUCCAGAAACACGAAGAGCACUUGCGAAGACGCGCUGCUGGCGCCAACAUGGAGAUCCUUUUGGCAGCGUUGGAUGCUGCUCGAGGAAAUGAGAACCAGAUCCAGAUCAUCAUGCACUGCCCACUGCUUCCAAACGGGCGUACGAUGGAAAGUUGCUGGAGGCCCACUGAUCCUUUGGCCAAGUGGCUCGGAGCUUUGGAUGCUGGUCUUGAAGGCUUUCUGAAGACCGCCAUGCAGCUGCCAGAGGUGAAAAAACGGCUGAAGUCGACGCUGAAAGCAUCCUGCUUGUUGGAAUUGCUUCAGGUUUUCAGGCCGAAGGAGAAAAUUGGAGGAAGUCCUGACAAGGCCAACAAGUGGACAGAUGCCCUUCUCAACACCUUGUCAAAGAUGGAAGUCAGCGAGUUGAACAAACUGCACGGCACAUCCAGCGGCUUUUCCAACCUGCCGGUCUUCUUUUUGAAUGGGGAUUGGAGACGCAGCUGCGAUGUUUUCCUGCCAAAGUUCCAGGAGAUCUUGUUUUGGACCAAGGCGCCGGUGCUGAAUGUAUCUGUGACCCACGAAGUUGGCCGCCUGUUUGCAGAGCGACCGCCACUGCCACUAGUGGUAGAACACCUUUGCAAGAUGGUAGAAGGAUACGCAGACUUCAAAGUGGAACGCCAAGAUCAGGUGCACUUUUUGCAUGCGUACAAGUACUUGAAUGAACAUCUCAAUGAUGAUCCUUCUGCGCUUGAUCCAUUGAAGAAUGUCCGAUGCAUUUUGGACGAACGGGGGACUUUGCGCUGGGCGCGGCUCUUCAGUCUUCGUUUGCUCAUGAAUAUGCCGCCGCUUUAUGCCGUGAGGCCCGAUGUGAAGCCCUUCGACCAGUUGCUGUUGCAGCUUGGAGCUCGAGAAAGCGUGUCUGACCAACCCUUGCCAGAGCCUCUGGUUCCGGAUCGGCUCUUGGAGGAGCUACAGAAAGAUGAGUCCUUGGCCGAUUUGGUCCUCGAGUGCCAGAAUGGUCAGGUCUUGGCACACCGCGUUGUUUGUUGCAAAGCCUGUCCAAAGCUGGGCAGCCACUUGGUGCGCCAUCGAGAUCGCCCCGACUCCUGGUGUUUACAGGAGAAGGCCAGGUGUUCCCAGCAGGUCCUGGAAUUGGUGAAGGCCAUCAUUUACACCGGCCGUGUGGAGGGUGACCAGGUGGAGAAGCUGACUUUGCAAGAGCAGAAGGAGUGUUUGAGUGUGGCCAGAUGGUUUGGUAUGGCGUAUGCACACGAAUGGGUGAAACAGUUCCUGCAUGGAGCCCAACCAGAGGAGGCGGAGCCGGCGUCUUCGCAGAUCAAGCUUCCAAAGCAUUGGAAAAAGCAGCCAAUGCCGAAAGAUGGCUACCGGCUGGUUGCGGUCGAAUCUGGGAGCUUUGUCUUUCAGCACUUGCAAGAGGUUCUUUGUCCGCAGAACGCUCAUGAUCUGGGCCACGGGCGAGAUUGCAGCGGCUGGCCACCCUAUACCAGCUUGCAGCUUCGAAGGGCUUGGCGGGUGGAGAACGCCUACCUUUGGCGCAAGUUUGAACAUGAAAGAAUGAACAUCAAGGACUUGAAGAAACACAAGCUCUCAAGGAUGCCUACGGUCAAAAUUCGUGAGCAACUGGUGGCAUCAACUGGAGACUUGCCCAAUCCAGUGAACAAGGACAUUAACGAGGUUUUCCUAUUGCACGGUACGAAGCCUGAUACUGUGAAGAAGAUCCUUAGCGAUGGGCUGAACGAGCGGUUCAGCGGAGGGUUGUUUGGACGCGGCUCAUACCUGGCAGAGGAUGCUGCCAAGAGUGACCAGUACUGUGUCAACGAUCCAGACGGCAGAGCUCUGCGUGAGCACUUCCAGCGAUCUCCGCGAGAUGUUUUCUACAUCUUCGUGUGUCGGGCAGUUCUAGGAUGGUUUGUGCAAACACGAGAUGGCGAGAACAGCUUGGAUGAAGGCCGAAGCAUUUGGUCAACGCCCGAAAAGCGUGAGCUGAGUGCCAUUCCAGGCCAUGAUGCACCGCAUCAUUCACUACAGGUGGAGGUGGGUGGAAAAGUUCAGCGGCAUCGUGAGUACGUCCUGACUCACAGCGAUCGCAUCUAUCCAGAAUAUUUGCUUGCUUAUAGCAGAUGCUGACAAGCAGAUGCUGACAAGUAGAGCAAAGCUGGAUCCCAGCAUUUCCAGCACUAUGAGCCUUUGCACGUAUUGAAUUCAAUUUAGCAGGUUAUGUGUUUCAAGUGUCGAUACUGGAGCUGAAAAGAAC